GUUGCCACACAUCAAGAAGAUCCGCUAGCGGGACUGGAAUGCACUGCUUACAUUGCGGGCAUUGCUGGCAAUGAUGGUUUUGCCAUGAGGCGACCCUGCUCAAAGUCAAAUGUGUCUUUUCAAACUCGCCUAUUGGCAAAGUGCAAGGAACAGAUAAUCAGAAGGGCUUAUCCUGUUAUGACUUUGGUUUUCUCGGCCACUCUAAUUCUGUGUGAUUGUGACUCACGGACCGGAAGGGAAGGAACUUGGAAAGCAUGCUCACGCCCUUUUGUCUAGAAGCGAGUUCAGGGCGCGUCAGCUUAUUGUCUUUUGUGCACUCAUCAACCCCGGCUCUUUCACUUCCCACUCAUUUUUUGCACAAUAACGGAAUGCUGGGCCUCCAAUACAUACAAAAGGGACUGCUUAAAGGCUCGCGUCUGUGUACGAGCCGAUACCUCCCUUCCUCUCCUCAGGUCUUUGAGUCUCAACCAUGGACCAAAAGAGUGCACCUGCUUACGUUCCAACGCUCACCUUUACUCGUCGUCGUACUGCUCCAGAUGUGCCCUCUGAUGUCGAUGAUGAGGAAGUCAAGGAGCAUCUCCUCCAUCUCAAUGACCCCAAUUGGGACUUUAGUGGAGCCUCCGACGUGACCUCGCUCAGUGGAGAAUCGUUUGAGCUUGAUCAUAAACACAAGUUUGCAAGCGAUGUGCACAUCGGCCCGUCCAUCGGUACCGAACCGUCCGAUUUCGACACCGAGUCGCGGGCCGACUCGAUGUAUAGGAGCAGCGAGAGUCGCUUGCAUAUGCGCUCUUCUGACGCCUUUGACGAUUACGAAGAUGAAUCUCCUUACGCGGAAGUACGAGCGGCUGUAUCUAAUACUGAUGACCCGACCAUGCCUGUUAACACGUUCAGGAUGUGGUUCAUUGGCAUUAUCUUCACAAUUGUGAUCGCUGCCCUUAACCAGUUUUUCACCAUGCGAUAUCCCUCCGUAUUUGUUUCUGGCCUCGUUGCCCAGCUUCUCGCCUUACCAAUCGGGAAAGCUUUCGAAAGAUUCCUACCCAGAACUCGUUUCAACACAUUCGGCUACGUCUGGUCUCUCAACCCUGGACCAUUCAACAUCAAGGAGCACACCGUAAUCACUGUCAUGGCCAGUGUUGUUGCCGGCCGCGUGUAUGCAACAGACAUCAUCGCAACGCAAAAAGUUUUCUUCAACCAGGACUGGGGCUCUGGCUACCAGAUUCUGUUGUGCUUGUCCUCGCAGCUCAUCGGCUACUCCUUCGCAGGGCUUGCCCGUCAGUUCCUUGUCUGGCCAAGUGCAAUGUUGUGGCCUGGUGCGCUCGUAAAUUGUGCCCUCUUCAAUACUCUGCACAGAAACUAUGGUAAAGUUGAAACGAAACACAUGAGCCGCGAGCGCUUCUUCCUCUUUGCAAUGAUGGGCAGCUUCGUGUGGUACUGGUUUCCGGGAUAUAUCUUCACCGCACUCAGCAUGUUCAACUGGGUCUGUUGGAUUGCGCCGAACAACAUUGUGAUCAACCAGCUGUUUGGUUACUCAACCGGUCUUGGCAUGGGUUUCCUCACUUUCGACUGGAGUAUGAUUUCGUAUAUUGCUAGCCCUCUGGUCGUCCCGUGGUGGGCACAGGUCAACACGAUUGUUGCCUUUGUUAUUGUUUUCUGGAUUCUUACUCCCAUUCUUUACUAUAAGAAUGUUUUCUUCGCCAAGUUCCUUCCGAUGUCCUCCACGCUUGCAUUUGAUAACACAGGUCUUCCAUACGAUCCGACUGUUGUCAUCCAGAAUGGCGAGUUCAAUGUCGAUGCAUACAAGUCAUAUUCGCCGGUUUUCAUUCCCGUGACACUCGCGAUGGCUUAUGCUAUCUCUUUCGCGUCGAUGACUGGUGUCUUCGUGCACACCUUCUUGUGGUAUCGUCACGAUAUUAUCCGCCAGUUCCGCCGUUCGCUGAGGGAUCAACGUGAUGUACAUUCCCGUCUCAUGUCGGUUUAUCCGGAGGUGCCUAUGCUGUGGUAUCUCGGCGUUCUCGUGAUUGCUUUCGUCAUGGGCGUUAUCACCAUUGAGGUGUUCGACACAAAGAUGCCUGUUUGGGCCCUCGUAUUCGCACUAGGCAUUGCUCUUAUUUUCCUCUUGCCCGUCGGAAUGAUCCAAGCCAUCACAAACCAGACUGUCGCAAUGCAGGUAUUUGCGGAGCUCAUUGCCGGCUAUGUGAUCCCUGGUCGUCCUGUUGCAUUGAUGAUCUUCAAGACGUUCUGCUUCAUCUCACUCUCGCAGGCCGUUGCUUUCCUCGGUGACCUCAAGCUUGGUCACUACAUGAAGGUACCCCCACGCACGAUGUUCACUGCACAGAUCGUUGCGACAAUCCUCGCGGUGUUUGUGAGCCUUGGCGUUCAGGAUUGGAUGUUUGGGAACAUUCCGGACUUGUGCUCUCCUGAUCAGAAAGCAAGGUUUAUUUGCCCGAGUACAAGCACGUUUGCUACUGCCGCGCUUAUCUGGGGUGGUAUCGGUCCGGCACGCAUGUUCUCCUCAGAUUCACUGUAUCAACCAAUUUUGUACUUCUUCCUCAUCGGUGCAAUCCUCCCGAUUCCGUUCUACUUCCUCGCGCGCCGCUACCCAUUAUCGCCUUGGCGUUUCGUAAACGUGCCAGUUCUCUUCUCGGGUAUUAACAUGCUUCCGCCUGCGACGGGUAUCAACUAUUCCGCAUGGUUUGCAAUGGGUGCUGUCUUCCAGUACUUUAUGCGCCGCUUCCACUUCCGCUGGUGGAUGCGUUAUAACUAUAUUCUCAGCGCAGCACUAGAUUCUGGCGUCGCAAUUUCUUUGAUUGUCAUUUUCUUCUCGUUACAACUCCCGAAGGGUGGCAUUACGCUUGACUGGUGGGGCAACACCGUAUGGAUGAAGACGCUAGAUGCAAUGGGCGCACCCUUCUUUACGCUUGCGCCUGGAGAAAUCUUCGGGCCAUCCACAUGGUCUUAGAAUUCUCGCUGUCCCUUCUGCGCAGGCACGAGGGAGUCGGGAUCAUCGGACUAUGUUAGACGUUUAUCCUCAAUCACUUCCACUACAGCAUCGUUACUUAUUGUUCUCGGUUUAUUGGGGUUUGUGGCGAUUGAAUUCGCGCGAACUAUCUGCUUCUUUUACCCUGCUGUUUCCCAGUGGAUAUGCGAUGCAUGGCCAUCGCCCUGAGCGUCUUCCCAACCAAAUGUAUUAUUGUUAUUAUUUCGAGACGCUCGACUUCCUUUCCUUUUUUUCUUAGCUCCGUACGGAAAUUUUUCGUUCUUCCACCUUCCCUUCGCUCUCAUCUAACAUCAUUUCCCUCCGCCAAUUGUUAUACACCCAACAUGGAAACCCUGACUCUCACGACACAUCUUUUUAUAAAUAUCUUUUUUUGUCUCGUAAGCAUUUAUCAUUGCUUCUUUUCAUCAUUUUCUCACACAAUCUUGAACUCGUGAUCAUGUCUCUCUAUUUUCGAACUCUUUUAGUUUUUCAUUUUUUGUUUCAUUUCCUACUUAUUGACC
Fomitiporia mediterranea MF3/22 is the source of this 3498-nucleotide messenger RNA. RefSeq names its product OPT oligopeptide transporter. Lineage: Eukaryota; Fungi; Basidiomycota; Agaricomycetes; Hymenochaetales; Hymenochaetaceae. The transcript is spliced from 7 exons. Gene Ontology annotation, biological process: transmembrane transport. The record is from RefSeq and is a predicted model, not a curated record. Gene Ontology annotation, molecular function: oligopeptide transmembrane transporter activity. The coding region runs from base 470 to 2959 and encodes 829 amino acids.